AUGGCCACCAACAAUCCUAUUCCAUAUACGUCGAAGAACACCUUCGAAGAGAAGUACAUUGAGAUCAAGGGCCUCAAGUUCCGUACGCAUAACUGGCCCGUUCCUGCUGAUGUGCCGUAUAAGGCCAAGAUCAUUAUUGUUCAUGGUUUCUGUGAACAUGUCGUCCUCUAUACCAAAGUCUGCGACCAGCUCUGCUCCGAAGGGUACGAGUGCUUUGUGUUUGACCAGCGUGGAGCUGGUCUUACUUCUCCAGGGAAGGAAAAGGGGAUCACCAACGAUGCGUUCACCUACGCGGAUCUCGAUCAGAUGAUCGGCCUCAACCUCAAGAGCUUACCUGAUGGAAAAAAGCUCUUUCUCUUUGGCCACUCCAUGGGCGGUGGAAUUUUGUUGAAUGUCGGAAUCAAGGGCGUGUUCCGGGAUAGACUUGCAGGGAUCGUUGCCAUGGGGCCGUUGAUUAUCAGCCACCCUAAGACCAAACCCAAUCCGUUGUUGCGUGCCGCCCUUGGCCAAGUGUGCAAGAUUCUUCCAAACAUGAAGAUCGAUGCCAAAUUACAGGCGGACUACAUCCUCGGGGACAGCCCCUGGAAGCAGUACCUUAUCGAUGAUCCGCUCUGCAAAGCCGUCGGUAGUUUGCGCCAGAUGCAAGAUAUGCUUGUUCGUGGCGAAAAGUUGUUGGAUCCAGAAUAUGCGUCCAAGAUGAAAAAGGACUUACCGGUGUUGAUUACCCAUGGCGAACAGGAUUACAUCAACGAUAUCAAGGGCUCCCGUCAGUUCUUUGACAUGUGUGGCUCUACUGAUAAGAAGUUGACCACGUACGAGACCGGUAGACAUAGCUUGUAUCUUGAAGGGGACGAAGUGUAUGUUCCGUGGUUCAAAGAUGUUUUAGAGUUUUUUAACGGUCACCUUUAA
Babjeviella inositovora NRRL Y-12698 is the source of this 909-nucleotide messenger RNA. RefSeq lists its product as uncharacterized. The record is from RefSeq and is a predicted model, not a curated record. Gene Ontology annotation, cellular component: membrane. The coding region runs from base 1 to 909 and encodes 302 amino acids. NCBI's taxonomy places the organism in Eukaryota, Fungi, Ascomycota, Pichiomycetes, Serinales. Gene Ontology annotation, molecular function: lipase activity. The transcript has 3 exons.